ACCCCCAGUUCCCUCUGCAUUUCCCAGCCCCUCUCUCCCUUGCAGACGGGGGGGACGAGGAUGACUAUGGCUGCAGCGGGGAGGAAGACGUCAGCCAGCUCCACAAGAUGACAUCCCUGAGCAUCGAUGACACGCAGCACGGGGGGGACCUGCUGCCCCCCUACCCCUGGGCCGAGGAGGAGCCCCCCCCCUUUGCUGGCCACUGCCCCCCGGGGGGGCCCUUUGGGCCUCCCCCCCCAGCCCUGCUCCAGGGGGAGGCGGGGGGCACCCGCGGGGGCCCUGAGCUGCUCCCCGGCGCCCUCGCUGAGAUGGGGCCCCCCCUGGGCCCCCCGGGACCCUCAUCCACCUGCCCGGUGCCACCGACAGAGCACCUGAUCCCCGACCUGCUCGUCAGCCCCCACAUGCUGCCACGUGAGCGGG
Messenger RNA from Passer montanus (Eurasian tree sparrow), 420 nucleotides. RefSeq names its product interferon regulatory factor 5-like. The transcript has 3 exons. The record is from RefSeq and is a predicted model, not a curated record. The annotation marks the transcript as partial. Lineage: Eukaryota; Metazoa; Chordata; Aves; Passeriformes; Passeridae.